This is a messenger RNA of Ambispora leptoticha, 633 nucleotides long. The record is from the annotation of a GenBank genome assembly. NCBI's taxonomy places the organism in Eukaryota, Fungi, Glomeromycota, Glomeromycetes, Archaeosporales, Ambisporaceae.
AUGUCAGUUAAUGAAAAGAGUAAAAAAGAAUUGCCAAUUCAACGUGUAGUCCCACGUUUUCCACCGGACAUUACUAUACAAGAAUUAUUAGAAAAAGCAAUCAGUAAAUUGGAACAUACUGGGCAAGUUUCACGGAUUCCUAAUGCAUUUAUCGCCUAUCGUAUGGCUGUUUGUAAGGAACUUCAUUCGAUGAACCAUCCAGUAAUCACGCAACCACAACUUUCGUCAAUCACGCAAGCGUCUUGGGUCGAGGAGCCUGAGCACGUCCGAAAAGAAUAUCAAAGAAUUUCUGCAGAAGCACGAGAAAUUUUCAAAAAAAUCUGUCACGUAUAUAUACCUCCGGAGUAUCAGCAUGAAUUUAUGCCAAAUGAUGCAACACGAAACGCUUACUGGAAUCAUCCUCAAUUCGAUGCUUUUGGUAAUUUCGAUACUUAUACAAGGCAAUAUAUUCCUUGUAAAUUUGACGGUUCUGGUUCUGUUUCCCCAAACUAUUCUUCGUCACAUUACUCGUAUUCGAAUAAUCAAAAUGGAACAAUCCCCAAUAACUUCAAACAAUCAGAACCAUUGCGCAGAUCCGGAUAUAUCAAAUUCGCAAAAUUGCCACGAAAAACAUUUUCAAACAAAUCGGUGUAA